Messenger RNA from Suillus fuscotomentosus, 3013 nucleotides. RefSeq lists its product as uncharacterized. The coding region runs from base 399 to 2702 and encodes 767 amino acids. The record is from RefSeq and is a predicted model, not a curated record. Lineage: Eukaryota; Fungi; Basidiomycota; Agaricomycetes; Boletales; Suillaceae. Gene Ontology annotation, biological process: transmembrane transport; fungal-type cell wall biogenesis. The transcript is spliced from 5 exons.
CUAGCAGCGCCACUCGUUCCAAAUCACUUUUAUUUAUUUCAAUGGAAAUAUUUAUGCGGCUGCAGCCUCUACAACGUUCUCUACCCCCAUUGCACAAGCACCUCUCCCUGUCUUUCAUUUAACGCUGGUUUUCGGCAAGCUAAGCUAUAGGUACCUCGCUACACAACUCCGUUGCAAACGGAGAACAAAAGAAUUUGUAGUCACAGCUUUCAACAACAACAAUAACGGUCAGUACAAUGGAAUAAUAAACAACACGCCUUCAACAUGCAACUCAUUUGGAGUAUCCUUUAUCAUGAUCCGCAGCUGAAAAUACAGACUGGACAGGAUCGACAGCCCGUGUAUCUAUCCUCACUUCUACCUCUACCACCACUGGCUGGUUGGUGCUUUCGUCGUCUCUCAUGUUCGCCCGUAUCGCCAGGUUGCGAUUCCUAGCACUCCUUACAUUCUCCUCAUUGACAGCUGCUAGAGAUGACUCUCUGUUCACUUCUUCCGUGACUUAUUGCUCACCACCAGAGACUCUGCUCAUUCAGCAGUUUGACAUCGCAUACUUUGCAAAGAAUCAGUCCAUAUGGUUUAACAUCUCCGCAGCGAGUGUCGAUCCCAACGUCAAUGUGACUGCCAAUGUGAUGCUGAACGUUUAUGGAAUGCAUCCUGUGAACUUCACUAUCGAUUUAUGCUCGUUGUUCAGUGGUGCCCUGUGCCCAUUGCCGAUGUAUAACUUUACCGGUUCCGACUCCAUCCCUAUACCAUCCUCCCUUGGUGUUUCCGACAAAAUCCCCAGCAUCGCUUUCCAAAUUCCGGAUCUUGAGGCAUAUGCACAAUUGUCCCUCACAGAAGUGAACACUGGAGUCCUUAAGGCUUGUGUUCAGGCAACCCUCUCUAAUGGCUGGUCAACACAUCAAGUAGCCGUGGAAUGGGCGACUGGUGCACUAGCACUACUUGCUCUUCUGUCUGCGUUUUGCUACUCGUUUACGCCAGGCACCCUGGCACCCUUCCGUCUUUUCGAUCUUCUUUAUCUAUAUCAAUGGACUGCAUCAACAGCACUCCUGGAUCUUAACUAUUCCUCAGUCUAUCGGGCAUUUACAACCAACUUUGCAUGGGCGAUGUGUUUAUUCCCCGCGUCCGCGACCUCUCCUAUUCAGACUUCCAUCAACAACAUGCGUCACCUCACCGGAGGCAACAUGGCCGAUGCCACUGGAGGUUCUGCGGUCGCUCUCGUGAACCGCAAACUCAGCCCAUACAAUGCCAUGUCUUCAUCAACUUUUUCUGCUUCUUCGGAUCAAUAUGCGGGCAUCGGCACAGAGAACCUUUGGGCGUCUUUCAAUACGAGUUCGGCUAAUUAUGUCUCGGACAUCUCCGUCGCCUCUGUUCAAGAGCUCUCCGCCGCUGGCGAUGUACAACUUGUGACACCGUCAUCUGCCAAUGUCCUACAGGCCGGUGUACCUAUCUAUGUCAACUCUGUUGGCAUUGCCACGGCUAACUCUUUCAUGACCGUCUUCCUGGUCGUCUUGAUGAUCGCUGCGACAUUGCUUGCAGUCCUCUUCAUCGGUUAUUGCGUCCUUGCCGCAACAUCUCGGUACAGACGACGGACAGGAAGGUACAUUGCUGACUGGCAUCAUCGAUAUCUUUCAUUUGCCCGUGCCUGGCUGUUGCGCGUUUGCCUGAUAGUAUUUACUCCAGUGACAAUAUUUGCGUUCUAUCAGUGGACGCUCAAGGAUUCAUGGUUGUCUAUAUUCCUUUCAGUGAUUUUGUUCCUUGCGGUGGUUGGCUACAUCUUAUAUUCUAUCGUCCUCGUACAUCGCCUGGCCCUUCGUUCAGCACCCUCUGAACUGUAUAUGCAACCUGAUCUCCUAGCUUCUCAUGGUCCUCUGUACGCCAUAUACCGCUUGGAGCGAUUUUACGCGACUACUCCCUUGAUAUUGGCGAUUUUCGUGAAGGCUCUUUUUAUCGCCUUUUCUCAAGUCAAUGGUGUCGUGCAAAUCGUCGCAAUCCUCGUUGUAGAAUGCAUGGUCCUUGCCUCUCUAUUAGUCCUUCGGCCGCACAAAUCAAGAGGUGCUGAUGUCCUUGCAACUUACCUGGCGAUUACCAGAGUACUUUGCACUGGUCUCAUGAUCGCUUUUUUGGAGAGCCUAAACCUAGGGGCAAUACCUCGCGUUGUGAUCGGCAUUGUGAUAGCUGUUAUCAUUUCGGUUGCGGUCAUUGUCAUGUUUAUCAACACGCUCGUGAACAUGGGCAUCAUGAGACUUGUCCCGGCACACUAUAGACGGCGGCCGGGUGCCACACCUGGUAGUUUGGAUAUGGAGAAGGGUGCUGAAAAUGACGAGAAAGACUGGCGGCCGCGGAAUCCCACGCCGGAGCGGAACAUUCCUCUGGACCCUGAUGUCAACCAACCAUAUCCUGAUAGUCCUUCCCAGACUUUGACAGACCAUCAGAGUGUCUAUUCAGAAGAAUCAGGGUCAACAACGCUAGGUUCACUGCUCCCACGGCGGUGGUCAAUCCAACAAUCUCAACCCUCAAAUCGCUCGCGGUCCAACUCUCAAUCGCAGUACUCGACGAGUCAAUCAAAUUAUUCACCCUCUCGGUCCAAUCAUAUAUCAAAUGCAUCAUCACCGCGGCAGUCCAUACCGCCUUCGCCGCUGCACACACAAUCACCAUCGCAUAGCAGACAGCCCACUAUAGACGAGCACCCUCCAUUUCCAUAGACGUUCUUUUUCCCCUUUAGAUCAUGUUCCAUAGAGUCCAAGCACUUUCGCCGCUUCUCGCAUUGCAUAUAAUGAACAUUCUUCAUCUCAUUUCACUCGCAUUCACUCACUCAUUUGGACAAAUCUGGUAAUGCAUGUAGAUAGUUCAUGAUAUAUGAAUCAUGAUUCACUGUCACCUUACUUAUCCUUAUUUUGUUAAUGUUGCUUUUGUUAGAGUCUUAUGGGUAAAUAUUCGGUGUCGACCUAGUAAUAUAUCUCCAUGUAAUUUAGUCUUAGACAGACUAGACGAAUGAAGACAAACGUUCCUUCUA